Molecule: messenger RNA, 2652 nt
Organism: Anguilla rostrata (American eel)
Lineage: Eukaryota; Metazoa; Chordata; Actinopteri; Anguilliformes; Anguillidae
Gene: unc119a1
Product: unc-119 homolog a (C. elegans)
Exons: 5
Coding region: 395-1180 (261 amino acids)
Biological process (GO): positive regulation of protein tyrosine kinase activity; negative regulation of caveolin-mediated endocytosis; mitotic cytokinesis
Cellular component (GO): spindle pole; centrosome; intercellular bridge
Molecular function (GO): lipid binding
Source: RefSeq, a predicted model, not a curated record
AUCGCCGAGCUAACUUCCGAGAUCGGUGUUAGUCAUUUCAUAAUUUUUGUCAGACAUAGUUCUAGAUAGGUUCCCUAUAUGACCACCCACGGUAAACUCGCAAUUUCCUUAAGUGAUGCGCGCUCACGAUGCGUAGCUGCGUUUGUGUGCAUGAGUGUGAAAUUGCGACCGCAACCUGCUUCCUCCCUAGAGAAAGUUAGCUUGACUGAGUGCACGCAGCAGGGCAUUCUGAUACCCUGAUGCUUCGCACAGACGUUGGACGAAGCGAAACGGUUUAAAGAAAAGGGGAUUUGAAUUAGCCAUCGGAGGACGGAUCCGCUGGCCGUUGAGUGGGUGAGGGAGGGAGAUUGUUUUCUAUCUUAACAACACUGGAGGGGAGGGGGAGGGACGGAGAAUGAGUUCAGCGUGUAGAGAGGCUGCUGUGUGCGAUAGCCAGGACCCAUCUUGCGCCGGCGCUAAGUCGUGUGCUACUAAUGAUAUUAGCGUCAGGAGCAUCGGAAACUCCUACACCUGCAGCGACAGCCAGUCGAACCAGAACCCCAAACCAACAACAGCAAUGAAAGUCAAAACAGGUAGCAACUCCACGGACGUGGGGGUCAUCGUUACCACUGAGGACGAACUGCUCAGGAACCCCGUAAUUACUCCAGAAGACGUGCUUGGAUUGCAGAAUAUCACCGAAAAUUACCUGUGCACUCCGGGGGAGAACAUCCACAGCAUCGACUUCACCCGCUUCAGGAUUCGGGACAUGGAGACGGGCGCCAUACUGUUCGAGAUCGCCAAACCCCCCGUCAACGAGAGUGCGGGAGAUAAGCGGGACUUCGACCCCAACGCAGGCCGCUUCGUCCGCUAUCAGUUCAGCCCCGCCUUCCUUCAGCUGCGACGUGUGGGAGUCUACGUGGAGUUCACGGUUGGCGACCUGCCCAUCAAUAACUUCCGUAUGAUCGAGCGGCACUACUUCCGCGAGCAGCUGCUGAAGAGCUUCGACUUCGAGUUCGGCUUCUGCAUCCCCAGCAGCAAGAACACCUGCGAGCACAUCUACGAGUUCCCCCCGCUCGCCGAGGAGACCAUGCGCGAGAUGAUCCUGCACCCUUACGAGACGCGGUCGGACAGCUUCUACUUUGUGGACAACAAGCUGGUGAUGCACAACAAGGCCGACUACUCCUACAGCGGGGGGGUGUAGAGCCUGGGCCCACAGCCACGGACAGACAGACGGACGGACGAGCGGACCUACGGCGGGAUACUGGAGGACACACACACACACAUACACACACACACACACACACACACACACACACACAGAAACACACGUACACAAACACAUACACACGAAGAAACGCACAUACAGACACAGAAAUGCACAUACACACACACACACACACAGAAAUGCACAUAUAUAUACACACACACAGAAAUGCACAUACACACACACACACACACACACACAGAAAUGCACAUAUAUAUACACACACACACACACACAGAAAUGCGCUUAUACACACACACACACACACACAAACACAUUAUACACCAUACACACACAGAAAUGCGCUUAUACACACACACACACACACAAACACACACUCAGAAACGCGCUUAUACACACAUACACACGCAGAAAUGCACAUACACACACACACACACACACACACACACUGAAAUGCACUUGUACACACAUACACACACAGAAAUGCACAUACACACACACAUACACACACAUAUAUACACACACACAGAAAUGCACUUGUGCACGCAUGCACACACAGAAAUGCACUUGUACACACAUGCACACACAGAAAUGCACUUGUGCACGCAUGCACACACAGAAAUGCACUUGUGCACACUCAGGUGUGAACACACACAUGCCCACAGAACCUCUCUGAACACGUCCACGUGCAGCGGCAGACAGGCUGUCCUUAGAGAGAACCGUUGGGCACAAGUGGCAUUGUGCACAAACCCUGUUCUCUUUUCUCUGGCCAAGGAAAGGGGAUCUUGUUAAAGAGGCAACUGGAGGGUAGCCAUGCCUGUUCAUAAUCCUUCUAGAACAUUCCACGGAGCAGGAUAUUCAGUGAAUGCAAAUGUCCCCUCCAGUGUACACAUUCCUGUUUUAAGCGGUUUUGUCCACAAAGCCCUGUUUGGCUUACUGAUGUAUGGGUGAAUGUACAGUAUGUGUCUGUUAUAUCUAAAGAGGGAUGGGAGAGAAGACAUGGCACUUGUAAUGUCUUUAACGGGGAAAAGCAAGACAUCAGAUUGUAUUUGCUUGAUGGUUGUGUCCUCAAUUUUUUUACUUCUCAAAAUAAGUGUUUUAGGUAUAAAUGUUUCUAACAGAUCUUAUGCCCUAAUUUACGUUCCAGUAAUGAGUUAUUAGUUAUUAAGUUUCUGAGUUUGAGUAGGAAUUAUUUUUCCACGUUAUGAGCUUGCUUUUGAAGGGCUGAAAUUUCUGUAAUGUAGUUUGUUUGGAAUGAAGAACAUGUUACUGAUUUUGGAAGUGUUUAGACAAAGACUAUGCUUAGACAGAGACUUUAGUCAAAACAGCUUCAUUUGUAAAAAAAAAUGUCAUUACUUUAAAAUUAUUUUUUAAGAAUAUGUCAAAGUUUUGGACUGUUGAAAUACCUACCAGGAAAAGAAAUAAAAUAUAUCUUUAUUUUUUCCAAA